AAGCAGCUCGUUUGAACAUCAUAAAAACGUGACCGUGCAAACGAGGCGCGCUUCUGUAACGCGGGUCGGCGCUUUAGUGUUUGGGUGUCGGCACACGGAAGGAUGUUAGAGACGGUCCGCCAAUGAUAGCCUCAUGGGUGGGAUCACUCGCGGCAGAAGGGGUGGCAUUUUAUUGUAAAGUAGUGCUUGUGAGACUAAACCCUAAAGAAGAAGACAACGUAAAAAUAGAAAGUCGGCUGCCAGCUGUCCGCCGGGCUUUUUUGUUGUUGUUGUUUAUUUUUCGUCGUGAACGAAGCUGACAGUUCCGAGGUCGCGAAUUGAAUUUUGGGGUCCUAGACGUUGCCAGGUCAUCGGCCCUGCAGUGAAGAUCUUGUUCGUGUGUGAGAGUGCGUGUGCGUGUGUGCCUGACUGCGUAAAGAAAUCAUCAUGGUCCUCGCCUACGUAAAAGGCUUCGGAAAGCAGCUUUUGCGAGUGAAGGUGGUGGACUGCAGCACAGAAGAGUCUCGUCUCUCCCGAUGCCUCAACACCUUUGACCUGGUGGCACUGGGAGUGGGCAGCACGCUGGGCGCUGGCGUCUACGUGCUGGCCGGGGCCGUGGCGCGGGAAAACGCCGGUCCGGCUAUCGUCCUGUCAUUUCUGAUCGCAGCGCUGGCCUCGGUGAUGGCCGGACUGUGUUACGCCGAGUUUGGAGCGCGAGUUCCCAGAACGGGCUCCGCGUAUCUGUACAGCUACGUGACGGUGGGCGAGCUGUGGGCCUUCAUCACCGGCUGGAACCUCAUCCUCUCUUAUAUCAUAGGAACGUCCAGUGUCGCUCGGGCCUGGAGUGCCACCUUCGACGAGCUCAUUGGCAAACAUAUAGAGAACUUCUGCAGGUUACACAUGAGUAUGAAGGCUCCUGGAGUGUUAGCAGAGUAUCCCGACAUGUUUGCUGUGCUAAUCAUCCUCACGCUGACAGCUUUGUUGGCGUUUGGGGUGAAGGAGUCCGCUAUGGUCAAUAAAGUGUUCACGUGUGUUAAUGUUCUGGUCUUGAUGUUUGUGAUCGUGUCGGGCCUGAUCAAAGGAACCCUCAAAAACUGGAGCCUGGAUCCUGUGGAAAUCCUUAACCAAACAUCCUAUGAGAAUACAUCAGAGGUGUUGCCAGCUAAAGAGAGUUUGGGUGUUGGUGGUUUCAUGCCGUUCGGGUUCUCCGGAGUUCUGUCCGGUGCCGCCACCUGCUUCUAUGCUUUUGUCGGGUUUGAUUGUAUCGCCACAACAGGUGAGGAGGUGAAGAACCCUCAGAGGGCGAUACCCAUCGGCAUUGUAGCAUCUCUUCUCAUCUGUUUCGUCGCCUACUUUGGCGUAUCAGCCGCCCUCACAAUGAUGAUGCCAUACUACAUGCUGGAUAAGAACAGCCCUCUUCCUGUGGCCUUCAAAUAUGUGGGCUGGGAAGGGGCGACGUACGCGGUAGCCGUCGGUUCCCUUUGUGCUUUGUCCACCAGUCUACUGGGAUCCAUGUUCCCACUGCCACGCAUUAUCUUUGCCAUGGCAAAUGACGGUCUCAUCUUCAGCUUCCUGUCUCGCGUCAGUGAGAGGAAAACGCCCAUCAUCGCCACCAUGGCGGCUGGGCUUCUGUCCGCGGUGAUGGCCUUCCUGUUUGAUCUGAAAGAUCUGGUUGAUCUCAUGUCCAUUGGCACUCUGCUGGCUUACACACUAGUCGCGGCCUGCGUCUUAGUCUUGAGGUACCAGCCGGAGCAGCCCAGCGUGAAUGUCCAGUAUCAGAGAGCCAGCUGUCGGGAGGAAACGGAGGCCGACUCUAUCAACGAGAGCAGCGCUGGUUUCCUGCCUGGAUCUCAAGACCUCUGCACCCUCAGCAACCUUCUGUCCCCCAAAAACGAGGAGCCGUCCCGUCUCUCUGGCUUCACUGUUAACAUCUGCACAAGUAUAUUAGGUGUUCUGGUUUGCGUGUUCUGUGUCGUGGCGGUCCAGGGGGGAUUUCAGAUCUGGGCUCUUGCGGUUCUUGCCAGUCUGGCUGCGAUUUGCUUCACCGUCACCAUGUUAAUAUGGCGGCAGCCUGAGAGCAAGACAAAACUGUCUUUUAAGGUUCCUCUGCUGCCGUUCCUUCCCGUCCUCAGCAUGUUCAUUAAUGUGUACCUGAUGAUGCAGCUGGACGCAGGCACCUGGAUGCGCUUCGCCAUUUGGAUGGCCAUAGGUUUUGUUAUUUAUUUUGGCUAUGGGAUCUGGCACAGCACAGAGGCGGCCUUGGCCAGCAACGACAUGGAAGACAUCAACGGCUUCAAAGCGACAAUGACAAACGAACCAGCCGGGCCUGAGAAAGAGGCUUUCUUGAGCAACGGUGUUAACGGCAGACCAGAGGAGAGCAGUGACCCUUGAGCAAACGCUUGAAAUACCACUCAUGGCAUUAUGCGCUCACUACGUACGUGACUUGAAACAACUGAAACUUCCAAACCGAGAGCUGCUAUUGACGUUCAAGACAGCGUGCUUUACGUGUUACUGUAGGUCCGAAGCACCUUUUUAAGCAGCAUUACGACAACACCGUCGGUUCUUCCUUCGCCCAAUCGGUUUGUUUUACCUAUUUAUUUUCGUAGCAUGUUGCCGUCAUGCUUGAUAAAUUAUUUUGAGCAAAACACAUUACAUUGUUACCCAACGAUUCCCUUUGCUGUGUGCGUUUUGUGUAUUUAAAGUUAUUCUGAAAGACAUCUGCUGAUAGCGACAGUAUCUGCGACCUUGCUUAAAAAUCACACCGCUCCAAAAGAAACUUUUUUUUUUUUUUUUUUUUUUUUCUUCGAGGUUUCAAAUAUUUAUUUAGCUCACCCAAGGUGCUUUAAUUCAAUUUUCUCAAUACGAGAAGAACAUUCGUGCUGCAAAUCGCAGUUAUGCUGUUAAGUCAGAGCUUUUUUUGGAUGGCUCUGUAACUUUCCAGUGCCUUUUCUCACUCUUUUUGAGGAAAAAAAUCAAGAAGGGAUCAGAGGGAAUUUUUUUGUAAUGUCCGUUUUCUUUCCAUUCAGCUCUUGUGCGCGUGAAGAUGUCUCUGUAAGAUGUUUAACGUUCGCACCCGGUGUUGGGCUAAAUGUUUUUGUACAGUAUUUUUCGGACUUUUGUGUGUUUCAUUUUUAUUUUAGUUCAAAAUUCAAAUUUCAGUCUGUUUGUAUAAAAGCAAAAAAACCAAAGAAUUCAGUAUGAUUUGAUUCGAAACUGCAUUAUUUUAUUGAUUUUGCCUAAACCCUAACAGGACUUUUAGAAACACUUGACUAUUGCAUGUGUCACAGUCACAGUACAUUUUCUACGCUGUACUUGAAGUAAUUGAAUAAAUGUAUAUUUGGUCGAUAAUGUCAAAAUGAAGUGAACUGUAAAUUUACUGUAAAUAUUUGUUUUUGUUGCAAUUGAUUUGUCUAUAAAGUAAAAAGUUUCUUGUA
Molecule: messenger RNA, 3413 nt
Organism: Puntigrus tetrazona (Sumatra barb)
Lineage: Eukaryota; Metazoa; Chordata; Actinopteri; Cypriniformes; Cyprinidae
Gene: slc7a1b
Product: solute carrier family 7 member 1b
Exons: 12
Coding region: 427-2370 (647 amino acids)
Biological process (GO): amino acid transport; transmembrane transport
Cellular component (GO): plasma membrane
Molecular function (GO): amino acid transmembrane transporter activity
Source: RefSeq, a predicted model, not a curated record